This is a messenger RNA of Homo sapiens (human), 782 nucleotides long. RefSeq names its product ribosomal protein L27 (gene RPL27). The record is from RefSeq and is marked reviewed. The coding region runs from base 333 to 743 and encodes 136 amino acids. The transcript has 4 exons. NCBI's taxonomy places the organism in Eukaryota, Metazoa, Chordata, Mammalia, Primates, Hominidae. Gene Ontology annotation, cellular component: rough endoplasmic reticulum; ribosome; cytoplasm. Gene Ontology annotation, biological process: cytoplasmic translation; response to aldosterone; translation. Gene Ontology annotation, molecular function: structural constituent of ribosome.
AGCGGAAGUGUCCUUCUUUCCUUUUUGCUGGUAGGGCCGGGUGGUUGCUGCCGGUAAGUAGAAGCUUGGGUUGAAUCUUUCAAUCCGCUGCCAUCCGCGGCUUGGGGGUCGAAGGUCCGGGCGGCGCCGGGUGCAUUCCUUCCCUAGGUCUCUGGCGGCUACGUAUCCGAUCCUGUCCUGCGAGCAGGGCCCUCGGGCGGCCUUGACCAAGGCGACAGUGAACACAGUCUGAAGUUCCGGCCCAAGACCUGGGCUUGCUGGCAGGAGUCAGCUCUGGGCAUCUUUGGCUUUACGGAUUUUUAAGUGGCCCUUUCUCCUUGCUCUCUGCAGAAAUGGGCAAGUUCAUGAAACCUGGGAAGGUGGUGCUUGUCCUGGCUGGACGCUACUCCGGACGCAAAGCUGUCAUCGUGAAGAACAUUGAUGAUGGCACCUCAGAUCGCCCCUACAGCCAUGCUCUGGUGGCUGGAAUUGACCGCUACCCCCGCAAAGUGACAGCUGCCAUGGGCAAGAAGAAGAUCGCCAAGAGAUCAAAGAUAAAAUCUUUUGUGAAAGUGUAUAACUACAAUCACCUAAUGCCCACAAGGUACUCUGUGGAUAUCCCCUUGGACAAAACUGUCGUCAAUAAGGAUGUCUUCAGAGAUCCUGCUCUUAAACGCAAGGCCCGACGGGAGGCCAAGGUCAAGUUUGAAGAGAGAUACAAGACAGGCAAGAACAAGUGGUUCUUCCAGAAACUGCGGUUUUAGAUGCUUUGUUUUGAUCAUUAAAAAUUAUAAAGAAAAAAA